UCAGCUGUCAAGUUCCUAUCAUGGAUGUAUUUAGUUCGACCCUCUAAAGAGUUUUCCCUCCUUCACCUUCUCAAUCUACUUGCGAUUUUUGACUUAUUGUGAGAGAAAUACAGGCAAACAUGUCUCUCUUUCUAACCCGCUUUACGGUGAGGAAUGCACCUCACGGUGUUAAGUCGUUCUCUACCAGCGUCGCGUCUCGUGCUGGUGUCAACAAGGUUAUGCUUGUCGGGAAUGUGGGCCGCGAUCCCGAGUUUCAAGAAUUUGCACCCAAGGAAGGGCAGAACGCAACCCGCUCAGGAUACUGGCGAUUUACAGUGGCCACCAAUAAACGGUCCAAAAGGGAUGACGGCACUUUCCGUGAAGACACGCAAUGGCACAGAAUAACUGUCCGUAACACCUAUUUGAAUGAUAGGGUCAAAAAGGGAGCUGUAGUCGCCGUCGAGGGAGAAAUCCGCUACUGGCAAAGCGAAAAUGGAAGAAGCGGAACGGAGAUUGUGAACGGUAGACACCAUGCUCCGAUUGCUGUAAUCAAGCAAGCGACCAGAUUCGAAGACCCAACGGGAUCAUAUGGCUCGCAUGCAGGCGAAAGACAAUAAUAGCUAGCUUGGAUUGUGACUAUCUGUAAUGUAGGAAUAAGAAUAACCGCCUCCUUUCUCUGAAUGCGGCAAAGCAAUUCAAAA
Spizellomyces punctatus DAOM BR117 is the source of this 680-nucleotide messenger RNA. Its product is annotated as single-strand binding protein. NCBI's taxonomy places the organism in Eukaryota, Fungi, Chytridiomycota, Chytridiomycetes, Spizellomycetales, Spizellomycetaceae. Gene Ontology annotation, biological process: positive regulation of helicase activity; mitochondrial DNA replication. The record is from RefSeq and is a predicted model, not a curated record. Gene Ontology annotation, molecular function: single-stranded DNA binding. The coding region runs from base 120 to 596 and encodes 158 amino acids. Gene Ontology annotation, cellular component: mitochondrial nucleoid. The transcript has 5 exons.